CGCCUAUCCGUCUUUCAUUUCCCGCUCUGCUAAACCCUAACCCUCCCGGAAUGAAGCAGAAGCAACUGUCCACUGCCGAUCCAAGCGCCCACGCCGAUCCCAAGAAGCGAAGACGCGUCGGAUUCGCCACCAUCGAUGCCGGAGUUGAAGCCAAUGAUUGCUUCAAGAUUUACUUGGUUUCUAGCAAAGAAGAAGUGGGAACUUCAAAUGGUUACUGUAUUAGUCCGGUUGACUUGAACAACUUUUUUGAUGAAGAUGGGAAAAUAUAUGGUUACCAAGGGCUGAAGAUAACAGUCUGGAUUAGCAUUAUGUCUUUUCAUGCAUAUGCUGAUAUUACAUUUGAGGGAAACUCUGAUGGUGGCAAAGGGAUUACAGAUUUGAAACCUGCUCUUCAGAGUAUUUUUGGUGAAACUCUUGUUGAGACUAAAGAUGACCUCCUUCAAACUUUUUCAACAGAGAGUCAUUUCAUUAGUUCAGUUGUCUCGAAUGGGGAGAAUUUGCACUACAACGCCUUCAAUGGAGACAUCAAUUGUAAUAGUAGUCUAGAAGCAACUGCUUCUAAUGUGGAGGUUGUUCGGGUUGUGGUAGGCAAUUUAGCUGCUGGACAUCUUUACAGUCGCUUGGUACCUCUGGUUCUUCUUCUGGUUGAUGGGAGCAACCCUAUUGAUGUUACCGAUCCAAGUUGGGAGUUGUAUCUCUUGAUACAGAAGAAUGUAGAUUCACAGAACACUCAAAAUUUACUGCUUGGUUUUACAGCUGUAUAUCGCUUUUACCAUUACCCCGAUAGUUCACGCCUCCGACUCAGUCAGAUUUUGGUGUUGCCCCCUUACCAGCACAAGGGGUACGGCAGUUACCUUGUGGAGUUUCUCAGUAAUGUUGCAAUAUCAGAAGAUGUUUAUGACUUGACAGUUGAAGAGCCUCUAGAUUACUUCCAACAUGUGCGAACCUGUGUUGACAUGAAACAUCUUCUUGCUUUUGAUUCAGUCCAGGAAGCAGUUAAAUCAGCUGUUUUGCAACUGGAGCGAGGAAAAUUAUCGAAGAAAAGCCAUACGCCUCGCUUCAUGCCACCUCCUGACAUAGUUGAUAGUGUCAGGAAAUCCUUGAAAAUCAACAAGAAACAGUUUCUCCAGUGCUGGGAGAUUUUGAUAUAUCUUGGCCUUGACCCUGUAGACAAGUACAUGGAGGAUUAUUUGACAAUUAUUUCAAAUCGGGUGAAGGCUGAUAUCCUAGGGAAAGACUCUGAGACUGCUGGAAAGCAAGUGGUUCAAGUCCCUAGUGUUCAUGAUGAAGAGGCGUCAUUUGUCAUGUUUAGGUCAGGGAAUGCUGUAGUUACUGGUGUUCAGAUGGACAAAGAUCAAACAAAAACCCAAGAAGAGCAGGUCCAGCAGCUCGUGGAUGAUAGAAUCAAAGAGAUCAAGCUAAUUGCAAAGAAAGUGUCCCAACAACAUGCUUGAAUUGUCGCUAUUCAUGCAAAUCGCCAAAGGUGCACGCUUGAAGAUACAUAGUGAGAUGGUACUUUCGUCUGUGUCUUGGGCGGGGCUUGUCUGUAGUGAUCAUACUUCAUGUUGAGCAUGUGAAACUGAUCUUAUAAUUUAAAAUCAUGGCAUCAGACUCAAAAUUUCCUGUUUCUCUAUCUUUUCAUUAUACUCAAAGUAACGUGGGUGUCAGUUCAGUUUGGUUAUGGGAAUUAAAAUAUUUCCAGUUUU
Molecule: messenger RNA, 1706 nt
Organism: Rubroshorea leprosula
Lineage: Eukaryota; Viridiplantae; Streptophyta; Magnoliopsida; Malvales; Dipterocarpaceae
Source: the annotation of a GenBank genome assembly